This is a messenger RNA of Drosophila suzukii, 2757 nucleotides long. It is a transcript of the gene WASp, whose product is annotated as WASP actin nucleation promoting factor. The record is from RefSeq and is a predicted model, not a curated record. Gene Ontology annotation, biological process: regulation of Rho protein signal transduction; actin filament organization. Lineage: Eukaryota; Metazoa; Arthropoda; Insecta; Diptera; Drosophilidae. Gene Ontology annotation, molecular function: small GTPase binding; actin binding.
UUAAAAAACCAUUCAAAACCGGAAACCAGCCCAGAUCCCCAGAUCCAGCUCCAGACCCAGAUCCAUCGACUCCGGCCAGAUGAGCAGCGGUAUGAGGUCGCAGGACGGUCCGCGGGCGAAGGUCAAUGCCGCCAGCACGCUGCUCACCCAGGAGGAAAACGAAGCCGUCUUCAGGCUGCUGGGCAAGAAGUGUCAGACGCUGAACACCGCCGUGGUGCAGAUCUACAAGACGGAGGGCAGUGCCCAUGCCCACUGGAAGAAGCGGUACACAGGAGUCGUCUGCUUCGUGAAGGAUAGCGCCAUACGAUCCUACUUCAUGCGAGCCUACUGCCUGAUCAAGAACGAGCUUAUCUGGGAGCACGAGAUCUACGAUGGCAUGCAGGUGGUCAAGUCAAGGCCUUUCCUCCUUACCUUCGAGGGCAGUGAUGGUCAUGUGGGACUUAACUUUGUUUCCGAAGAGGAAUGCGACUCAUUCUUUCGGAUUGUGGACGCCACCAUUGAGACACGCAACCGGAAGCGGCAGGACAAGCGCAACCGGCAGAAGAGCCAGCAGGCGCCCAAUGCUCCACUGCCUCCGGUGCAGCGGGAGCCGGCCAGGCCACCGCCCAUGCAGGGCAGCUUGACCGCCACGGAUGGCGUUCAGUUGCGUAACAACAAGAUCAACUCGGUGACCCUGACGCCGGCGCCAGCGCAAUCGAAGAACUUGUCCAGCAGCUUUGGGAUGGGAAACCAGGCGAAGGACAAGAAGCGCAAGGUGACCAAGGCGGACAUCAGCCAGCCGACGAACUUCGUGCACAUUAGCCACGUGGGCUGGGAUGCGAACAAGGGAUUCGAUCUGACGGGCAACGAGAAUGACCAGGUGCUGAACGAGUUCUUCCUCAAGGCCGGUGUGUCCGAGUCGGAACUAAAGGAUCGGGACACUCGCGCCUUUAUCUACGAUUUUAUACAGAGCAACAAUGUCCUGGCAUCGGUGAAACAGGAUAGUGUGGAAUCCCCAACAGAAACAACGCCUCCCAUGCCGCCACCGGUGCCAACCCGUCAUCCUUCUAAUGGCAACCAAAGAACUGCACCACCGCCGCCGGCGAGACAGCCACCGCCACCAGUGCCCGUCACGGUACCGGGCGCCGCGCGAGCUCCUCCACCACCUAGCAGGCCACCACCCAUCAGCACCGCACCACCGCCGCCGCCAGUCAGUGCGCCCGUCGUAGCGCCCCCACCACCACCACCGCCACCUCCAGUAGCAGCGGUGCCGCCGCCACCGCCUCCGCCCAUGCCAGUGGGAGAGCUCCCCGUCAUCACGACCACGCACGCACCCAAUCAAGCAGCCCGGCCAGCAGCUCCCGCCGCUCCGGCGGCUCCAGAUCCACGCAAUGCACUCAUGGACGCCAUACGCAAGGGAACCCAACUGAAGAAAGUGGACACGGCUGCUCUCAGCACCGGCAGCGGCGAUUCUCGCAGCGAUUUAAUGAAGGACAUCCGCCAGGGCACCGUUUUGAAGCCGGCCAAGGAACGAGAACUAGGCAGCCAGCGGAAUAGCGACAACGGCGGCGGUACCGACGCCCUGGCCGAUGCACUGCGUCGGGCGCUGGCGGCACGCGGCAACGCCAUUCACUCGGACGAGGACGAGACCGAGUCGUCGGACAACGAGGGCGAAUGGGACUAAGGGAGCUACGGAUGACACGAUGCGAUAGGGGCAGGCAGACACUAUUCCAAAUAUAAGCAAUAAUUUAAUUCGUGCUUUGGCAUUUUGGUUUAUCGUUAGAUAAAUCCCUGUAAAUACUGUUAGUGAAUUUUCAUACCUCUUUAAUUUAAUUGUAUGAGUUUAACAAACGCAAAAAGUACUAAAGGAUAAUCACAAAAUGAGAAAUUUUAUCAGCAAUUGCCCUCUUACGUUUGUUUCGCAUCACAUUUGCAUGCAUAUCCAUAAAGCUGCUCAAUUAAACAUGAACGAUACACAUUCAAUAAUAUAUAUGUGGGUGAAUUUUGCAAACCCCGUUCAGACUACUGUGCCAAAAACUUGAGAACACCAAAAUGUAAAACGAGUUUGUGAAAAACUAGAAAUUCACCUUGUCUGCGAACUGAAAAACUGUAAACUGAGCGAUAGAAAUUUAUUAUAGUGAAUAUAUUUUAUAAAUCUAUAACAAAGGAAAGGAUCAAAGGAAAAAUAAACUGUGACUACGCUUAAUAAAGCCACAGUUGAGAAUUAUUAAAAUACCAUAUUUAAACUAAUAGAUUUGCCCGCAAUUAACCAUAUACUAAAUUUACAAGUUUGCUCAGUAAUAAUUCACUACUUGUUGAAAUAAUAAUUAACUAAUGAAAUAUGUGUGGCUAAACCAAUCAAAUAGGCGAUGUAUCCAAUUCAUUUUGACCACCAGGCUUCCUCGGGAUCAUAUGGGUCCGCUAAAGCCGUUUAUUACAUCCAGUUACACCCAGUCGAUUUAUCAAUCGAUUAGUAACUCAUAAGUAUUUUCUUUUUAGUUCGAGUGCAUUUAAUGCAAACUUGUAGUCAUUUUUCUUCUGUGUGUUUGUAUUUAAAUCAAGAUUACGUAUUUGUAUGUUUUUUCGUGACAUUUUCGAAACUACUAAACCCAAUAAGCUUGUCAGAGCGAGAAAUUUAUGUGGAUCAGAUUUUGGAUUAAUAUGUACGCAUGUCUAAAGAGUUUUGUGCGAUUUAUGUAUUUAAAUACAUAUUACUUACAUAUGCUAAUAUAUAAGCCAUUAAUUUAUGUAAUAAAGUUGUGUAUAUCUAACUUAAAA